GCGAACAGGCGAAGAAGAAGCGGAAUAACGGCCUGGUGCCUGACGCAGUUCCGAUCGUGCGGUUCAUCCUCCAGUAAUGGUUAACUGUGUCGGACUUUGGAUGCUCUGGUUCACGUCUGUCCACGCCGCCGGAGCUCAGUAACAACUGUGCCUCGCUGUUUCCGGGAUUUCCGCUGAAGAGAAUGCGACGUCCGCCGAGCUCUGCCUCCUAAUCUCAGCUCCGGAUCAUGAACUCGUGCCUCCGCCGCCUCUGAUUUCAUCCGAGCUGUCGACUGUGGAACCAUGGCCGCCGGCGCGCUCAAGACGCUCGUGCAGAUGUGUAACUAUCUCCAGCAGCCGUGUCACGUCGCGAGGUUCCAACAUCUGUGCGGCGUUCAGGGCACCUUCUCGGACAAAGCGAGCGCACGAGACGGCGAGUCGCCCGGAGCCGCGGACUGUCCCGGGCUGAGGAAGCGCGGGCGCAGUCCCGACCCGAGCCUGGGGAACGGCGUGACGGGAGAUGCUCCUCUCGUGAACGGGACCGAGGGGGACGAGAGCACCAGGCCGGACAGCACCAGAGCGAAACCACUCCGCAGGAACUCCCUGACCGGGGACGUGGGUCAGGAGUUCCUGAUUCACAACAAGUUCCUCUUCUACCUGUUCACCCUGGGAACCGAGCUGGGAAACGAGAUGUUCUUCAUCAUCUUCUUCCCGUUCCUCCACUGGAACCUGGACGCCCUGGUCAGCCGCAGGCUCAUCGUGGUCUGGGCCUGGAACCUGUUCGUGGGACAGUCCACCAAGGACAUGGUGCGCUGGUCCAGACCAGACUCCCCUCCCGUGGUCAAGGUGGAGGUCUUCUACAACUCCGAGUACAGCAUGCCGUCCACCCACGCCAUGACCGGGACCGCCAUCCCCUUCUGUCUCUUCAUGCUGACCUACGGCCGCUGGGAGUACCCGUUUGUUUUCGGCUUGUGUGUGGCUCUCAGCUGGAGUGUCCUGGUGUGUGUGAGCAGAGUGUACAUGGGGAUGCACUCAGUCCUGGAAGUGAUCACUGGCUUCCUGUUCAGCCUCCUGAUUUUGGCCGUCUUCCACCAAUUCCUGGACAAGAUCGAUAACUUCUACAUGAUGGACCACUACGCCCCGCUAGUCGUGAUCUUUACCCACGUCAGCCUGGGCCUCGUGGCCUUCUCCCUGGAUUCCUGGAGCACGUCCCGGGGGGACACAGCUCAGGCCCUGGGCACUGCAGUGGGAGUGGCCCUGGGUUCACAUGUCAACUACCAGCUGGGCCUGUUGUCAGAUCCACCGGCGUCAUCGCUUCCCCUGACUUUCCCUUCCAUCGGUGCCGGCCUGGUGCUGUGCUCCGUGCUGCGCUUCGGCAUCGGGGUGGCCGUGCUGCUGCUCACCAGGAUGGUCAUGAAGGCACUGACUAUUCCCUUCCUGUGUCGCCUGUUCGGGCUGCCCACCGACGACGUCAGGCAGGCGAGGCAGCGCAUGGAGGUGGAGCUUCCAUACCGCUACAUCGUCUACAGCGUCGUGGGGUUCAGCUGCGUCUGCGUGGUGCCGCUGCUCUUCAUGGUCCUGAACCUCGCCUGAGUGAGGUGGGGCUGCCACGCGUGCACCUUCUGAUGGAAGACGGCGUGGAGGCACAUCAUGUUUUUACAUGACCUGCAUUUUCAAACUCAUUUUUCUGAACAACUGUAACUCCAGUUGAGCACUGAGGUGUUUAUACAGAGAGAGAUUUGGAAAUGAGUCCUUUUCUUUUAGACUUAAAAAUGUAUUCAAUUUACUCCUCCCUCGGUUCUUAACCUGGCUGAUGAUGGAGGGCUUUCCCACUGUCAGUGAAGGCACCAUCAGGUUUAACUAAUGCCUCAUGAAAAGUAAAGUAUUUACUGUCUCAGUUUGUGGUUAAACAUACCAGUCGAAUUUAUAUUUUGGUUUUCAUUUCAUAUUUACCCAACAAGUGUAUUUGUUACUCUAUUUCAUUCAAAGUAUCCACGUACUUGAUCGCACUUUAAUGGUGUGAAAACAAGCGUGAAAAUAGAGCGAAGCAACUCGCUAGCUUUUUUUUCUCAUCCAUCCUCCCGUGACCGUAACUUAGGGUCAUGACCUGAAAGACACAGAUUUUUUUCAGUGAUGGAAUGUUUCUCUAAGAUGGGAUGAGUAGCUCCAUCAUCCACUAGAGAUUUGGAGCGGAGCAGCUGCCUUACCGCACGGAUGAGGCGGCUAGACUUAGAAACUAACAAGGUGAGUUCAAGGAAGCCCAGUUGGGAGGGAACCUUUCUUCUCUGGCUGGGAAAUUACUCAGAAAAAUGGUAACUGACACCAUCUCACCUCAACUGGAAUUAAAUCAUCAAGUUCCUUUUAGUUUAUGAACUAAAUAUGAAAUGAGCACCCGUGAGAGGUGGGAUUUAAGUGCUGUUUUAACAAAAAAUAUACCUUUUUUACGCAUUAGAAGCUGCUUUUACGGAACUUAUCAUAAGCAACUUUUUUUUUAUUUUAAACGUUUUAGACCAAAAAAGCAACGACUCCAAAUGAGUGGCGUGGUAUUUAUAGCUUGGCACUAAUAUUGUAUUCUUCCGUGCCAUUAAAUCUAUUGGCUAUUGAUUAUUUAAUCACUGAUGCACUGAUUAUUGCUUUUGCUUCUUUAUUUAAUUCAUGUAGUGUUUUGCAGUGUCAGCAUCUACCUGCCUUUCUGCUGCUGUUUGUAUGUGGACUGCUGCACUGCUGACUAGUCAUCGACAUGCACUAUUUAUCUUGAGUUUCUCUCAAAGUGCACCUUGUUUUUGAAUUGAUCAAGCGACGCAUCAAACCACUCGUGGACUAGUUUUGUUUUUUUCUAAGGACCUCAUGGUUGUCUUUGAUUCUCCAUGUCAACUUCCUGUGACGUUUAAGAUCCGAGCGUGCUGAACAGUGUUAACUCUGCUGAUGAGAAAACCUCGAGUGUACUGUAACAGUGUUUGUGUUCUUCAUGAAGGAUUCUACUGUACAGAUGUGACUGUCUGAAUUCCUUGUUCCGAACAAUAAAGUCAACAAAUCA
Messenger RNA from Synchiropus splendidus (mandarinfish), 3016 nucleotides. Its product is annotated as sphingosine-1-phosphate phosphatase 1-like. Gene Ontology annotation, biological process: phospholipid dephosphorylation; sphingosine metabolic process. Lineage: Eukaryota; Metazoa; Chordata; Actinopteri; Syngnathiformes; Callionymidae. The coding region runs from base 283 to 1572 and encodes 429 amino acids. The transcript is spliced from 3 exons. The record is from RefSeq and is a predicted model, not a curated record. Gene Ontology annotation, molecular function: sphingosine-1-phosphate phosphatase activity. Gene Ontology annotation, cellular component: endoplasmic reticulum membrane.